This is a messenger RNA of Porites lobata, 2104 nucleotides long. Lineage: Eukaryota; Metazoa; Cnidaria; Anthozoa; Scleractinia; Poritidae. The record is from the annotation of a GenBank genome assembly.
GAGUACAAGGCAGUGAAUCCUUUUUAUCCGUAUUUGGAAUUUGAGCCAUUUUGUUUAGACUCUUUAGACUCUAGAGAAUGUAAAUCCAAGUUCAGACUAGAGAAAGAAGACAUACCCUUUGUAGCCGAUGCUUUGCAAGUUCCAGCAAGAUUUAGGUGCCCUCAGGGCACAGUUUCUGGUGGUAUAGAAGGAUUUUGCAUUCUCCUAAAAAGUUUGCCUUAUUCUUGUCGGUAUUUUGACCUCGUUGAAAGGUUUUGUCGCCCCAGUUCCUAAACUGAGUUUGAUAUCAAACACCGUACUUGACUGGAUCUACAAAUUUCAUGGCUUUCGUUUGACUUUAUGUAUGGGGAUCCAGCCUAACCCCUUCAUCCCAAUUUAAUGAGACCCUACUGCAAGGGGGAUGUCCCUGUUCUCACCCCUGAGAUGGAAGCUUUCAACACGGCCAUGAGUUCAGUAAGAGUUUCUGUAGCCUGCGUAGCAAGUGUUUCUGUGCAGUUUACGAGCAAAGGAAGAGGAACAAGAGUCAAAGACCGCUGGAAAAAUGGCGCAAGUAAAAGAGCAGGGAGGGGCUGGUGAAGAAAGGAAGGAAACGCUUGCAGACAAACCCCUCGAUUUUGAAAACUGUUCACUUGGCCUGUCAUGCAUGAGUUCACACACCGACAUUUGAUGCUGGCAUCAUCUGUCAUAAUUGACCAAUAAAAUGUUUGUCCUUCCGAGGAGCGGAAAUGAACUUUAGAGGUGCGUGUGUGAAACCAUAAUAAUUUUGUUUUUUGUAUUUUGGAACGCGUGGACGGCGUUAACGGUGAAAUCUCAAUUAAUCCAAACAAUCAAUGCAGGUCAAAGCUCAGCUGGACAAAACGGCUUACUGUUACAACUAGAGUGCUCUUGUAAAAGCACCUAAGAACAAAGCUAACGCGGCAACUGAUGAAGUUCGUGUGGAAAACCAAGCAGCAAUUUUGACUCAGUCACAGUGCAGUUCUCCAUAGUCGAUGUAGCUUCAGUUUUUUAAUCUGUAAAUCACUAUCCAAGAGAAUUUAACAUCCCCCAAAAAAAACACCAACGAGCUGGGCCCAGCAUGACAAAACAUUACGGGAAACCAUUGCAUUUCCUAACAAAGAAAAUCGCUUUUAGUUAUUCAGAUCCAGGAGCUACUUUGCAGAAUAAAUGACCUGAAACCGGUACCCUUAUAUAGUCGCAAGAAGAGCUUUGUGUUUCAAAAGAAGUUAAAGAAAAUGCUCUUGCAUUGAAGCGUAAAUCUUGCCAACCAGAAUAAACAACAAUUACCGCAGGAAGAUGCGUGUCACGUACCAUACAUGACCUCUCAGUAUGAAACAAACCUUUGAUCGACACAUGUCAAUAUUGUUCGACUAGCCGAGCCAAUCAGGCGCUGCGUUCGCUGGUGAACACAGGUUUUCAAAAAUCGAGGGGUUGGUCUGCAAGCGUUUCCUUCCUUCCCCUCCUCCUCCCCCCUCUUUCAUUUUUUGGCUCUUGCUUCAUUUCUCGCGCGGUCAAAACCAAAAAUCCCGUUCCUCAGUCUUUUUGCUCUGAAACUAAACGGAAACGCUUGCUAUAAGUUGGUAAACAUGUUACUCUUUAGAAACUUUCUGCAAUAAAGCAAGUAUUAAAUUUUGAGUUUGGUGCAUUUGCAGCUGUUGCAGAUUGAACUGCUGUUGCUGCUGUAAGUGCUGCUGUUGGUGAAGCAUUUGAGCUUCAGACUGCUCUUGUCGUUUCUGUUGUAAGGCUAAUUCUUGCUGGCGAAGAGCUACUUCUUUUUUUUUUUACUUCUGCAUCAGCUUCACAUUUGGCUUCAAGGUACUGCAGAGCAUUACCACCAGAUCUUUUCCUCCUUUUAGGUUUCUCACUGGGACCCUCUUCUUCAUCAGAAUCAGUGAUACCUUUAGAUUUUCCCCAUGUUUUUAUUGCUGCAUCUCUAACUGCCAUAGCCUUUUUGCACUCAUUCUUGUGCUGUUCACUUUCUUUCGCUGAAAUUGACUACGAUGGCUGUCGUACCCGUUUUUCACAUACCCCUGAAAUUGGGAUUCUUGCCGAUGUCAGCAUUUUUGAGACCGGUUUGGGGCGGUUCAGACUGGUUAUUUUUUGCUAA